Saprolegnia diclina VS20 is the source of this 1387-nucleotide messenger RNA. RefSeq lists its product as hypothetical. Gene Ontology annotation, biological process: endoplasmic reticulum membrane organization. The record is from RefSeq and is a predicted model, not a curated record. Bases 42 to 1295 code for a protein of 417 amino acids. Gene Ontology annotation, cellular component: plasma membrane; endoplasmic reticulum membrane. The transcript has a single exon. NCBI's taxonomy places the organism in Eukaryota, Oomycota, Saprolegniomycetes, Saprolegniales, Saprolegniaceae.
GGGCACGCUGCGACAGUUGUGUCAUUUUCAGCAUCCUUCUCAUGCUCGCCGAACGCAGCCUGUGCCUCAGCGUCGAUGACAUCCUGAGCGCCGAGAACUUCCAGCUCACGGCCACGGGCGAGUCGCGCUACUCGCUCGACACGGUCGGGUCCCUCAUCUCGGCCGACGUGCCGCCGCACAACCCGUUCCGCGAGUCGCAGUCGUCGGCCGGGUCCGGCUGGAACACGAACGGCCAUGACGGCUUGGAGUGGACCACCGCGCUCACGCGUCCCAACGAUGACGACCUCUUCCACGUCCCGUCCGAAGACGUCUCGUCGACGUCGACCGCGUGGACCACGACCGCGUCGGCGACCGCCAAGACGACGCCGGCGACGCUCAUAUCCGUCUCGCCCAUGGAGCUGCACUUUGACGCCAACUUGGCGCCCAAGCACACGCUUGAGAUCGCCAAUGUCUCGAAAGCGCAGUCGAUUCUCUUCAAGAUCAAGACGCCGUCGAAGUACCGGCAGCACUAUGUCAUCACGCCCAACAAGGGCGUGCUCCGGCCGUUGAGCGCGCUCACCAUCUCGAUCGAAAUUCCAAACCACGAAGCCAAGCGGCUUAUUCAGACCAACACGCGCCAAUGCACAACCACAUGGGCCCACCCCGUGAAGCUCGAGCUGCUCAAAGUGCACGACGACGUCUACGACCAGCUCGAGUGCAUGGAGUACGACGAGCAGCAGCAGCUCCACGCAACGCUAUGGGCGGCCGCGGAUACGUGGCGUCUCGACGAGAAGAUGCUCACGUUCCACGUCAAAUGCACGCGCCUUCUCUUCCUCGAAGCCGGCGUCUCGCCACUCGCGUCGCCGCUCCACGUGACCGGUACCACCAACCAGUUUGAGACGUGCCUCCACAGCCUGCGUCUCUACAGCCUCGAGAGCUCGGCCAUUGUCUACUUGCACAACAAGGCGUCGUCGCCGGUCGCGUACAAGGUGCUCACGACCGCGCCGUCCCGGUACCGCAUUUCGCCGUCGUUCCAGCUCGUGCCACCCAAAGCGCGCGCCGAGCUCCGCAUUUGCUUUACGCGUACGUUUCAGAGCUCGGCGCGCCACCUCGGCGGCGCGGUCCGGUUGAAGGACACGCUGCGCAUCGAAGCCAUCGUGCUCACGGGCUUGACGCCGACGGUCGAAGUCGAGACGCGCCGCUCGAAAGACGACAUCAAGCGCAUCGUCCAGUCCAUGUGGCCCACGUUUGACACGGACGUCAAGAGCAUGACGUACAUCUCGUGCAUGGUCGACCUCGUCGUCGCGGCCGAGUGAGAUAAUUGCUCACGUCUGCCAGCGUGCAGUCGUAGUACCAUAGUUCGUGGGUCUCUUCCCUUUGUAAAUAAUGCAACCGUGUCGUCGUCAUC